Molecule: messenger RNA, 924 nt
Organism: Tarenaya hassleriana
Lineage: Eukaryota; Viridiplantae; Streptophyta; Magnoliopsida; Brassicales; Cleomaceae
Product: nascent polypeptide-associated complex subunit alpha-like protein 3
Exons: 4
Coding region: 108-731 (207 amino acids)
Biological process (GO): protein targeting to membrane
Cellular component (GO): cytoplasm; nascent polypeptide-associated complex
Source: RefSeq, a predicted model, not a curated record
CUCUUUCUUCUGCCAGACCUGAAUUUUUCAAUCUUAAUCCGUUGUGGGGUUUAGGGUUCUUCCUGCUCUUCGCUCGGACACUGCUUCUUCUGCUUUAAUCAGGCAUCAUGACUGCCGAACAAAGGGAAGAAAACGCGGCCAAACUGGAAGAACAGAAGAUCGAUCUCGACAAGCCUGAGGUUGAGGACGAUGAUGACAAUGAUGAGGAUGAGUCCGAAGACGAUGACGAGGCAGAGGGACAAGAUGGGGAGGCAGGUGGUAGAUCAAAGCAAAGCAGAAGCGAGAAGAAGAGCCGUAAAGCGAUGCUGAAGCUCGGGAUGAAACCCAUCCCCGGUGUUAGUCGUGUCACCGUGAAAAAGAGCAAGAAUAUCUUGUUUGUCAUAUCGAAACCCGAUGUGUUCAAGAGCCCGGCUUCAGACACGUAUGUGAUUUUCGGGGAGGCAAAGAUUGAGGACUUGAGCUCACAGCUUCAGACGCAGGCGGCUGAACAGUUCAAGGCUUCCGACCUAAGCAACGUGAUCUCAAAGGGCGAGACAUCGGCCGCAGCAGCAGAAUCAGCAUCGGCUCGGGAUGAGGAAGAGGCCGAUGAAGAGAUUGACGAAACGGGUGUUGAGCCUAAGGACGUCGAGUUGGUCAUGACACAGGCCGGAGUGUCGAAAUCGAAGGCCGUGAAGGCUCUCAAGGCUGCUGACGGAGACAUAGUCUCUGCCAUUAUGGAGCUCACUACCUAAAACUGAAAUCUUUUUUCCUACUUAGAAAUGGGUUUUCCACUUUUGGGUUUACAUGGUCAGAUUUGCGGUCUAUAAAGGAGUCUUCAGAAUUUUGGGUUUCUUCCAUUGGAGUGUUGCGUUUCUUUUAAGUGGUUUUGUUUUUGUUGUAUCAUUAUGACAACCUUAAUCUUGAUGUUCAUUUUGCUUUGAGUUC